AUGGCGAUAUCAGACAGUCUUGAUGGCAUAAAGAUAUCAGACAGUCUUGAUGGCAUAAAGAUAUCAGACAGUCUUGAUGGCAUAAAGAUAUCAGACAGUCUUGUUGGCAUAAAUAUAUCAGACAGUCUUGAUAGCAUAAAGAUAUCAGACAGUCUUGAUGGCAUAAAGAUAUCAGACAGUCUUGAUGGCAUAAAGAUAUCAGACAGUCUUGAUGGCAUAAAGAUAUCAGACAGUCUUGAUGGCAUAAAGAUAUCAGACAGUCUUGAUGGCAUAAAGAUAUCAGACAGUCUUGAUGGCAUAAAAAUAUCAGACAGUCUUGAUGGCAUAAAUAUAUCAGACAGUCUUGAUGGCAUAAAUAUAUCAGACAGUCUUGACAGCAUAAAUAUAUCAGACAGUCUUGAUAGCAUAAAGAUAUCAGACAGUCUUGAUAGCAUAAAGAUAUCAGACAGUCUUGAUGGCAUAAAGAUAUCAGACAGUCUUGAUGGCAUAAAGAUAUCAGACAGUCUUGAUGGCAUAAAGAUAUCAGACAGUCUUGAUGGGGACAUCGAGAGGGUAGAAGCCUUCCAGUGUGGCCAACGGGAGAAGGCUAAGGAUCAUUGUACUGACAGAGACACAGCACGAGCCAAACUACACAAAUGA
Messenger RNA from Homarus americanus (American lobster), 639 nucleotides. RefSeq lists its product as uncharacterized. The record is from RefSeq and is a predicted model, not a curated record. Bases 1 to 639 code for a protein of 212 amino acids. The transcript is spliced from 3 exons. NCBI's taxonomy places the organism in Eukaryota, Metazoa, Arthropoda, Malacostraca, Decapoda, Nephropidae.